Messenger RNA from Lindgomyces ingoldianus, 1353 nucleotides. RefSeq lists its product as uncharacterized. Bases 463 to 1161 code for a protein of 232 amino acids. NCBI's taxonomy places the organism in Eukaryota, Fungi, Ascomycota, Dothideomycetes, Pleosporales, Lindgomycetaceae. The transcript is spliced from 3 exons. The record is from RefSeq and is a predicted model, not a curated record.
CCGGUUCCCCUCCAUCACCCAUCUCAGCAGCAAUACUUUCGCUCGUCCUCUCCUAGCGUCUCGUCUCACGUGGAGGGGACCCGAACUAGUCUUGGAAAAUGCGGCGAUAGUAAAUAUCCGACCCUGAUCUCCGACCUCUACCGCAAACACUCUUAGGCUCGCGAUAUUCGCUCUUUCAUCAGUAAUAGAAGGGAAAAGAAAGAGCGAAGUGAAUGUCAUCCGUCCUCCAUACACAUAGACGUCUCCCAGGUCCAACAACCGAUAUUUAAAGUUCCGUCAGUCCGUGCUCCGAGCCGGGUCCAUAUCACCAUUUCCGCUUCAACCUGUCGAUGAUAUCCGGACUUCCAUUAGUUCUUUUAUAUCCGCAUAACUAUUGAUCUAAGAGAAGGAAUUUCUUUGAGCAAAUAACAAGGCCCUUCUUUUGGAGUUAGAAAUCGCGACACAACAAGAAUCGUUUGAAAGAUGGCUGUUCCAUUUCAGCUUGCUCUCGUUGGAUUGGCGAUAGGAGCGGCGACUGUGUGGUAUGAUUUUACUUCGUGGAAGGCGUUCGGCACCGGAGGUACACCACCCACUCUCAAAGGUUACCUCAAGAUCCGCCGCUGGGGCCUCUGGCUCUUCUUCCACUCACAAGACCUCCUCAACGCAUCCGCAAUCCCGGAUGAAGGACUCGCCUAUCUUUCCAAAGACGAUAUCCCAGUACGAGCAGGGCCACGCCCAAAGCUCACCCGAUGGACCCUCCCACAACGCCAAUUCCGCGACCCCAUAACUCCCACCGCAGCCGAAGCCCUCUUGAACAUGAUGCCCUCAACCGCCACAAGCUUUCCGCAAACUAUCCGUUCCGGCCCCUCCAAAACCGAAGGCGGUACCGGUCCAGCUAUCUACGUGCAACCCUCGUGUCCGACCAUUAAUCCCGUCGCGCACAAAAUUUUCUACGAAGUCGCGCAUGUGCAUCCGGCGGAGAAUUCUCUGCAUGUGUAUGUUUCACCCAGAGAUGCAAGGACGGUGGUACAGGCGGGCUGGGGUCAGAGGUUUCCGGUUACGUGGCUCGCGCCGCCAAGUUGGAUUAUGGUGUAUGCACCUAGGAAUGAGGAAGAGGUGGAGGUCGUGGAGAAGAUUGUUAAAGCGGCGGCGAUGUUUGCAGUGGGGGGGAAUUUGAAGUAAGAAGAAGGGGGCGAGGAAGGGGAGAGUGGAGCAGAAGUUGGCGCAUGGGUGACCGAGAAGGAAUGUCAGCGUUUCGGUGUAGUGUUACGUGUUGGAUAGAGUGUUCAUUCGGGACUCAAAGUGCACCUAUUCAUUUUUUGAUAGACCUCAAUUGCAUGUCAUGACGGAGUUAACGGCGAAAUGAAAUUCCUG